Anopheles darlingi is the source of this 5356-nucleotide messenger RNA. RefSeq lists its product as uncharacterized. Lineage: Eukaryota; Metazoa; Arthropoda; Insecta; Diptera; Culicidae. The transcript has 3 exons. Gene Ontology annotation, biological process: mRNA export from nucleus. The record is from RefSeq and is a predicted model, not a curated record. Gene Ontology annotation, cellular component: cytoplasm; nucleus; transcription export complex 2. The coding region runs from base 206 to 4999 and encodes 1597 amino acids.
UUCUGUUGUUUUGGUGAUGCCGAGCCGAAUCGUAAAUUUAAAGACUUUAACGCUGCUUUCAUCAUUUCGGUAAAAUUGAAUCCACUUCAUCCCAUGCACCGAUUAGCCCGGUAAAAUACGAAGCUGCCGAAGCCGCGAAAACAACACUGAAGAACGGGACAACGGAGUUUAGGCGAACCGGAAGUUUACGACUCAUUCGACAAAAAUGCAUGUAUUUAAGGCAGAGGCCUACGCAGAUCCAGAAGCGACUUCAUACAAUGGAAGGAUCGGUGCGAUUAAAGAUUUGAAAUCAAACAGACAACGCGUUCGUCGGGGUCCUAUUAACACCCGAUCCGGAUCUACCGGACCCAGGAAUUGGCUACUUCGGAAAGGUAUGGCUGAAGACGAUCGCAUUUCCGUUGCAGUGGCGGAGCUGGAAGCGGCAGCUCGCACACCAGCGACGACUGCCGAAGAGCGGUACCGUGUGCUGGAAACGAAGGAUCGCUACCUUCGCCUCACGAAUCAGCGCACAACAGAUAUUCGAGAAGCGAAGAACAUCGUGGGCACAUGCCCUGACAAGUGUCCGGAAAAGGAACGGUAUAUGCGCGAGUGGAAAGGAAUGAUUCCAUCGUUCGAAAAACUGGGACAUGGGAUGCUGAUCAAUCAUGAAAAGGCGAUCAAACAGUUUUCUCGCAGUUCUGCGGACCAAGAGCUACCACUGCCACACGAGCUACGCACGGAGCAAGCGCUUGGCCGCACCAUGCGCUUCUUGCUCGUUCAUCUGGCCGAUGAGUGUACCGCCUCUAACGUGAGCGAUUGGUUUCACUACAUUUGGGAUCGUACGCGCGGCAUUCGAAAGGAUAUCACUCAGCAGGACCUUUGCACACUGGGCGUAAUCGAACUGAUGGAACAGUGCACGCGCUUUCACAUCCACUGUGCCGCCCGGCUCGUCACGGAAGACCCAUCAGUGUUUGAUCAAAAGAUCAAUACCGAAAACAUGACCAAGUGCUUGCAAACGCUCAAGUACAUGUACACCGAUAUGGCCGAGCAAGGUAAACAGUGUCCACGAGAAGCGGAAUUUCAGGCCUAUAUGAUACUGUUGAACUUGAAUAACGGUAACUUCUGUUCGGAUCUACACAAAUACGUCGCGCACGGAAUAAUGGAGUCGCCGGAAGUAAAGUUUGCGAUGAACGUGUUCUUUGCGCUGGAUCAAAACAAUUACAGGAAAUUUUUCCAGCUUGUGCGUGGUGCAAAUUAUAUGAAUGCUUGCCUGCUAAUUCGUUACUUCACACAAAUACGCCUGAAAGCGAUCGAGUGCUUGCGGAAGAGCUAUGCGGUGCGCAGUAUGGCCAGUUUUCCCUUCGAAUAUCUGGUGCAAAUGUUGGCAUUCGAAAGCGAAAACGAUAUGGUUUCGUUUUGCGAGCAUUACGGUAACAUGUGCAAUCGCGAGAAACGGUUGGUGAUGUUUGAAAGUAGACACAACUAUCAACCGGAAGCACCAUAUCCUGGGCGCCGUGAGCUGAAGCUAGUGGAAAGUAAGUUAGUCACUUCGAUUGGCGAUGCGAUUUGCGGAGAACCGUUAGCUCAAUGGAUCCUUAAGUACCCUGAGCAGCCUGUGCACGAUAGUUUCGAUGAAGCGGGAUAUCUGCGAAUGGAACUCUUGUUCAACGACGAAUUGGAAGAAAAGGAGGAAGAAGAAAACGAAGAGAACGAUGAUGCUGUUGAUAACAUAAAUCCUACUGCUACGACGGACGACGAAGAGGAUAUGUACGAAGAAGAGGAGAUGAACGACGAAGAGGAGAUAAAUGAAGAAGAGGAGAUAAACGAAGAAGAGAUGAUUGACGAAGAUGAGAUGAUCGAUGAAGCGGACGAGGAAGAAAUGAUAUCGGAAGAGCCAAUGGUUGACCUGCCGGAAGUGCCUGCGCCAAAUGAACCAAAUGUCUCUGUAGCCUCUGCAAAACAAACCGAUACUAACACUCAACCAUCACUAGUAAAAGGAGUUCUUGAUGGUCCACAAUCCCAGAACGAUUCCAAUGAUAGCUAUAGUGCCGUUACUAAGCACUACGAAAGUCCCCCUCCAGAUGUUUCCAUAACAACGGCAGGCCGAAAACGUACGUUCUUUGGAGCAACGAAAUCCCUAGAGCAAAAGGUAGAGGUUCCUGUGCCAAAAGUGCCCCUGUUCCCGUGGCAGGAAAUUGAAACGAAACCUUCAAACCAGCAAAUUCAACAGCAAGCGAAUCAGGGCUUUUCGUUUAUCAAACCACAGUUAGAGCGAAAAGAUGAACAUCAGGAAACACAUCAAAAAUUACAGCGAGAACUGAAGGAAGUACAACAGCACAGUCAGCAACAACAGCCAUACAAACCAGCAACAGCAGUGGAACAGCCACAACAGGGACUGCGUCAAAUUGAACAAUCACAACCUCAGGAAUGGCAGGAAUUGCAGCAACAGUCGUCAAAAAAGCGUCUCCUACAAUCUCAGGUUCCAGAGUGGCUUUCUCAGCCAAAAUUGCCCAAAAAACUGCCAUUGCAACUACCCAUUCCGGAUGUGCCAUUGAAUAUCACGCCAAGUGUGUCAUCCGUACAUUCCGAUUUAUCCACGCGUCAAUCCCCUUCGGCCGAAAAGCCUUAUGCUGAGUUGCUAAACAACAAGCAGAAAGAUCGACCGAUCAGUUUGAUACAAGACCGACACGGCGAUAGAGUGUCACCGAACAGCAGCUUGCUUAAAGGAGAGCGAACGCCGGAACCAGUUGAAAAGCCUACUGCAGCAGCAACAGGUGCUGUCAAACAGAUGACCGUGAAACCAAAAAAGAUCAAGGAAUCGGAUAGUACUGCAAAUACAGAGGAGCAGCGCCGUAAAGCAGCAGCACGAGUAGCUCAGCUAACGAAGAAAUACGUUGGGCACUGGAAACAAUUCGCUGAUAGGUCACGCAAGUUACGCCAAUUGAUGUCAUCCGUGCCGGUUCCAAAGAUGAUCAAUUCAACUGAUCUGAUCAAAUUUGAUCGUAUUCAACAAUCCCUUUCCCUUCAUCGAAAAUUCGACGCAACAAAAUACCCACAUGGCACAAUAAGCAAGAAGACUAUCGAUCCGCUUGCCAUAUUAGAGCAGAUCACCGGCAAAGAAAUCACUGGCUGGCCAUACUAUUGGAAGGUGAUAGUCUCACUACCGACCGGUCACGAUGAACCUCCAGUAGCAUUCGGUGACUAUGUCGUUCGAUGGUUGCGCGAAAGCCUUUCAAAUGUGACCGAGGAACGUCCGAAGGAGGCCAGCGGGCACUUGUUUCUAGCUGCCGGUAAACCCAGUAAACCAUUUGAACCUCCUCGGGCUGCAGUGUGUCUUCGUGUGGCGCGUGGCAAAUGUUUCCAGAAGGUAGAUGGUCCACAGAAUCGAACCAACGGGGUGGUUUUCUUGCUGCAACAGAAUGGCAUUAAAUCGUUUGGUCAGCGCCUACGAGCCCUUCUCGAAAGCUCGGCCUACAAGAAUCCACCGCUGGGCACAAACCCUCCACCGAUUGCGAUUAUUGUUCAUUGUGGUUCCAAAUGUAUACCUGGUACGGACUGUGAACAACAGUUGCGCAACCUUAUUGGUCAUCACGAUACACCGCCUCAUUGGAAGGUAUUCACAUGGCACGAAGGUAACAGCCUGCAGACCACUGAGGCACUCAAUCUUGCUCUGCACUAUUUGGCGGACCAUUACUGCAAGGAACGACAACGCAUAUGCUCUGAAGGAAAGUACAUACAGAUGGAAGACACGUGGGACUUUCUGAUGCGCUGCAUCGGUGACGAAUUAUGGAUUCGACGUGGAUCAAGCACGCAUCUGAACGUGACAGCAAACGUAAGAAUACCGCAAUCUUCGGAUGUAGCAGAUCUGAUUGUCAAUGAGUAUAACGAAACGCUCGACAAAUUAAGCACACUGGUUGACCAAAAUUUGUAUGAGUUGUACCAGGUAGGAGAGGAAUUUUACACACUCCGUUGCCUUCCCUCUGAUGAAAAGGCCAGCAUGCGUACGAUGCAUCCCUUGCCCGAACCGUUAUGCUUCCCGCAAGAUUGGCGCAACCCUCAGCGCCGCGUAACGCUAACGGCGCUUUUCAAUGCGGUGCGGCUGUUGCCGUUAUCAAGUACUCUCAAACAACGGCUAGCUCGCACAAAGCAGCUUAAAACAACCAACAACGAGGCGGAUUUGAAAGUGGUCGAAUCGCUCUUAAUCGACUAUCUUAAUCAGUACGAAGCGUUCCGGGUACAGCGUGGGGCAUCGCGAACCGCAUUGUUCCAAAGGCUGUGGAGUAUUUUCAGUAUCAAGUGGCCAUGUCCUUGUGCUUGGGGCCAUCUAAUGUCUGACAUUGCAAGCUCAUUACUUCAGCUCUCGUGGCAACUACUGCUACGAGAAGAGUGUCUUCACGGUCAAAUUCCUACGAAAGUGUUUUACGUACGCCGUGAUUUAGAAGCUUUCCUGCGAGUGUACUCGUUUGGUGAGCGACCCGUGCACUACUGCGACGAUAGCCUCCAAAAUAGUGUUCCACGAAACAGUGUUAGUUCUCCAACCUUUAUUGCUGUUGCUGAUCGUCGCUCAGCAGAGGUUGCGCAAACCAAGGAGCAGUCAGCGUUCCAAAAACUAAUGGAUGAGGUAGGGGAAUUGCGACAGAAAUAUCUCCAGAAAGCGUAUCCUAACAUCUACAAAGAAAAUGAGGAAAGCUGGAAUGCUGCUAGUGAUGAACAGUCGGAUCUUUUUAUGAAUAGGAAAAGGCGUCGUCUUAGCGAGGAUGAUUAUGAUGGGGAACCUGAUGGCGAACCUGAUGGCGAACCUGAUGGCGAUAGUGCGAAUGAUCAGCAGCAAAGCCUUUUUGAGGAGAAACCAGAAAAAGUCAAAAUCAAGGAUAGGUGGUUGGGUACGAUUGCUGAAGGAUUGUUCAGGGACGAAUUGACAGAAGAAGAAAGACAGGAGAGGCAGAGAUGCGCGGCGAGGCAUUAUAAUGCUUUGACCAAACAAUCUCCCUAUAGAACACCGAAACCGAGCAGCCAGUAAAGUAGUAGCGUUUGCUAUCAAAUCUGUAAAAAUCUCGUGUAAUCUCGUUACUGUAGUUGUUAUUUUUAUCCGAAACGACUUUAUAAAAUUUAUCGUGCAUUUUUUUGGUAUGAAAAUUGAUUCAACUUAUACAAUGAUCUGGAUGGUUUAUCACCAUUAUAUUGAUAAACGGUGGUAGUACCGAUCGUUCGAUCCUGUGGAAGAUUCACAGGAGCCUUGUACUAAUGUGUUCAGUAAAUUGAAUCACCUUGGAAUUGUAAUAUGAACAUGUUUGUUUCGUAUACUAAAAUGCAGACUGCUAGGAAUAUGUGGAGAACACCAAAAACGAAUAAAUUGAUGUAAAAAUGAACGAAAGUU